Emys orbicularis (European pond turtle) is the source of this 1941-nucleotide messenger RNA. It is a transcript of the gene DEDD, whose product is annotated as death effector domain containing. Gene Ontology annotation, biological process: extrinsic apoptotic signaling pathway via death domain receptors; regulation of apoptotic process; apoptotic process. The transcript is spliced from 5 exons. NCBI's taxonomy places the organism in Eukaryota, Metazoa, Chordata, Testudines, Emydidae. Gene Ontology annotation, molecular function: protein binding; DNA binding. Bases 925 to 1881 code for a protein of 318 amino acids. Gene Ontology annotation, cellular component: nucleolus. The record is from RefSeq and is a predicted model, not a curated record.
UAAAAAGAAUGUAGGAAGACACAGCUGUGCAGCGUGGGGAAGAGCCUUAAAGUUGAACAGCUGUGUGGCAAGCCAGUUUUCUGAAAAUUUAACACCCAGUUUCUAAAUCUCCUGCUUUUGGAGAGGGAUCUGUUCUUUGGGGUAAAGUAGUAUUACGAGAAGUGUGUGUGGGGGGGAAGACAAGCACUAAAAGUAACCAUCACAAUUAAAAAUAAAGAAGAAAGUACAGGUUGAAUUUUCAAGUAUUUUGCAGAUUCUAAUGACUUUUUCUUGGUUAUUGUGGUAGAGUCUCUAACUUAAAUUUCCCAGAAAUUUAGUUAGUUAUAAUAAAAUUAGAACAAAAUAAAUUGGGAGCAGAGGAAAGUAGACAAAACCUCCUUUUUAAAAAGAGAUCCACUCUGUAUUUGCAAAAGUGGUAAAGGAGCUACUAAUAAUAAGGAAACAGAGUAGCGUCAAAGCUUUAGAAAAAUGAUGUUUUUAAAAGAAAUGACCUAGAGGGUGCAGGAUAGAUUUUUGGAUCUUCCCUUCCUCCCCUUCCUUUUCUCGGUGGGGUGAGGUAGAUGGAGAGAUUUUUGGCAUUGGAGUUAUUAGGAAAAUUCUUUAGGCAAGUCUACCUUCUUUAAUAUCACAUCUGAUGAUCUAACUUUAGAAGUUAGGCUUCCCUGACACGAGAGCCAUAUUGUAAAAUCAUUCACAAAGAGUUUAAGCUGUUCUGUUGGGUUUUUUGUUUAUUUAAAAAGUAAAGUAAAAGGGAGGAAUAGAAGACUCUUUAAAAAUUCUUGUUCAGCCCCGUGUUCGAAUCAGUGCAGUAGAGCGGAUAUAAACAAGACAAGAAGAGCUUCAAAUUAAGGGUUGCAGUGCUGGGAACAGCCCCCCAAUCCUCUGGAAUUGGGUGGCACGUGGCGGGAUCGGCCAUCGUGCAGGAUGGACACCUUGAAACGGAGUCGAGCGCAAGCCUGGCCGGAGGAGACGGGGGACAGGGAGCAUGGACUCUAUAGUUUGCACCGCAUGUUUGACAUUGUGGGCACUCACCUGACCCACCGGGACGUACGUGUGUUGUCCUUUCUCUUUGUGGAUGUGAUUGAUGACUAUGAGAGGGGGAUGAUCCGCAGCGGCCGGGACUUCCUGCUGGCACUAGAAAGGCAGGGCCGCUGUGAUGAGACCAACUUCCGCCAGGUGCUGCAGCUGCUGAGGAUUAUCACGCGCCAUGACCUGUUGCCCUAUGUCACGCUGAAGAGGAGAAGGGCUGUGUGCCCAGACCUCGUGGACAAGUACCUAGAAGAGACGUCCAUUCGUUACGUGAUGCCUCGAGCUCACAGCGACGCAGAGCAUGGUCUCACCCACCCCCACAAAUCAGUGCCUCCCCAUCACCCUGUGGUCUGCCGCUCCUCCGCUGGACCUCCGAUCUGUACCAAGAGGCCUGGCCGUGGGAGAGCCCUCCUCAGUAGCCAGCAUAAGAGGAGGAAGUCAAUGACGCCGGAUCCUAAAGAGAAACAGACUUGUGACAUCCGCCUGCGAGUCCGAGCCGAGUACUGCCAGCACGAGACAGCGCUCCAGGGCAACGUCUUCUCCAACAAGCAGGAUCCCCUGGAGCGGCAAUUUGAGCGCUUCAACCAGGCCAACACCAUCUUAAAAUCCCGGGACUUGGGCUCUAUCAUCUGUGACAUAAAAUUCUCAGAGCUCACCUACCUCGACGCCUUCUGGCGCGACUACAUAAACGGCUCGUUGCUGGAGGCCCUCAAGGGCGUCUUCAUCACGGACUCGCUAAAGCAAGCCGUGGGCCAUGAGGCCAUCAAGCUGCUGGUCAACGUGGACGAGGAGGAUUAUGAGGUUGGGCGCCAGAAACUCCUGCGGAACUUGAUGCUGCACACGGCCCCUUGACCCUCCCCCGGGCUUGGCCUUGGCUGCUCUUUGGGAGCCAAUCGUUUCGUUUCGUUUUUU